This is a messenger RNA of Betta splendens (Siamese fighting fish), 4725 nucleotides long. It is a transcript of the gene opa1, whose product is annotated as OPA1 mitochondrial dynamin like GTPase. Gene Ontology annotation, molecular function: microtubule binding; GTP binding; GTPase activity. Gene Ontology annotation, biological process: mitochondrial fusion. Gene Ontology annotation, cellular component: microtubule; cytoplasm; mitochondrial membrane. The record is from RefSeq and is a predicted model, not a curated record. The transcript is spliced from 31 exons. The coding region runs from base 181 to 3261 and encodes 1026 amino acids. Lineage: Eukaryota; Metazoa; Chordata; Actinopteri; Anabantiformes; Osphronemidae.
AGAUGUAGUACCGUCGACAGGAAGUGGACUGUCAUUCGGACUGUGUCCUUGUUAGCUAACCACACAGCUAGCUGCCAUACCAGGCAAGCCAAUGUGUACUAUGUGGGAAGAUGAAUUAAACUGUGCCUGAAUAGUGAGUUUGGAAAAGACUUGUGUUUCGCAGCUGUUACUAACGGCACCAUGCUGCGUGUCGGGAGCAAAGCCGCCUGCAUGGCCUGCAGGAACCUAGUCUCCACCAACAUGGGAGUGAGAUUUCGAAUACCACUGCAGAAGCUGCACCCUCUGUCCCGUGCCAUCCACCAUCGCUACUCUGGAAACACCAAUCCUCAGCGACCCCCUCAUCGCACGGCGGCUCGUUAUUUUACCUCCAUGUCACGGUUGCCCAUGCGGCCACCCAAGCCUUCUCCUGGUUCAGGGCGUAGCCACCAGCAGCAGCGCAACUUUUGGGUGGUUCGCCUUGCGGCUAGGCUGCUAAAGCUCAGAUAUAUUCUGUUGGGAACAGCAGUGGGAGGAGGGUACACAGCUAAAAAGACAUACGAGGAAUGGAAAGACAUGUUACCAGAUUUCAGUGAAUAUAACUGGGUUAUUCCUGACUUUGUCUGGGAACUGAGCGAACAAAUUGAUCUUGAUAAACUGGCUAAGGCGCUACCAGAGAUGGAGGAAAUUGCUAAACUGCUACCUGAUUUUGACAAGAUAGGAGAGAACUUCACCUUCCUCAAAAGCCUCCUCUCAUCUGGUGUGAGUUUGGGUAGUGAAGUCAAAGGAGCUGGUCUGCAUCUAUUGUUAGAAACCUCAGGUGACCCUUCACUGAAAGCCACAGACUCUUCAACUACAGCCACACAAGAUGACAAGCAGUACAAAAAGGGUCUACUUGGAGAGCUCAUUCUUAUUCAGCAGCAGAUCCAGCGGCAUGAGGAGGAGGUCCGACGCGCCGCUACAGCCAAUAGUGUGCGUCCCCCAUCACCAGAGCCUGCUCCUAACCCCCCUCAGCAGAAACCCAAGUCCUCAGACAAAGAGAAGAUCGACCAGCUUCAAGAGGAAUUGCUCCGCACACAGCUUAAAUAUCAGCGCAUGCUGGAGAGACUGGAGAAGGAGAAUAAAGAGUUAAGGAAAGUAGUUCUGCAAAAAGACGAUAAAGGGAUCCACCAAAGGAAAAUAAAGAAGUCGCUUAUUGACCUGUAUUCUGAAGUGCUGGAUAUCUUAUCUGAUUAUGAUGCCAACUACAACACCCAGGACCACCUUCCCAGGGUUGUUGUGGUUGGGGAUCAGAGUGCUGGUAAGACAAGUGUGCUGGAGAUGAUAGCCCAGGCCAGGAUCUUUCCUCGGGGCUCUGGAGAAAUGAUGACACGCUCUCCUGUCAAGGUGACACUAAGUGAAGGCCCCCAUCACGUGGCUUUGUUUAAGGAUAGUGGCAGAGAGUUUGACCUCACUAAGGAGGAGGAUCUGGCUGCUUUGAGGCAUGAGAUUGAGCUGAGGAUGAGGAAGAGCGUAAAGGAGGGACAGACAGUCAGCUCUGAGACAAUUUCGUUAAGUGUCAAAGGCCCUGGCAUCCAGAGGAUGGUGCUUGUUGACUUACCUGGUGUCAUCAGUACGGUGACUACAGGCAUGGCCACAGAUACUAAGGAGACUAUCUUCAGCAUCAGUAGAGCCUACAUGCAAAAUCCCAAUGCAAUUAUUCUCUGUAUUCAGGAUGGCAGUGUGGAUGCAGAGAGGAGCAUUGUAACUGACUUGGUCAGUCAGAUGGACCCCCAUGGGAAGAGGACCAUCUUUGUCUUGACCAAGGUGGACUUGGCCGAGAAGAAUCUGGCCAGCCCCAGCAGAAUCCAACAAAUAGUGGAAGGGAAGCUGUUUCCCAUGAAAGCUUUGGGCUAUUUUGCUGUGGUGACAGGAAAAGGGAGCAGUGGUGAAAGCAUAGAUUCCAUUAAAGACUACGAGGAAGACUUCUUCCAGAGCUCAAGAUUACUACGAGAUGGCAUGUUGAAGGCCCACCAGGUGACCACGAAGAACCUGAGUCUGGCUGUUUCCGAUUGCUUCUGGAAGAUGGUUCGGGAGUCUGUUGAGCAGCAGGCGGAUGUCUUCAAAGCGUCCCGUUUCAACCUAGAGACUGAAUGGAAAAACAACUACCCUCGUUUAAGAGAGCUUGAUAGGAAUGAACUGUUUGAAAAAGCCAAAAAUGAAAUAUUGGAUGAAGUCAUCAGUUUAAGUCAAGUCACCCCUCAACACUGGGAGUCCAUCUUACAAAAGAAACUCUGGGAACGAGUUUCCACACAUGUAAUUGAAAACAUUUACCUGCCUGCUGCCCAAACUAUGGACUCUGGAACCUUUAACACCACUGUAGACAUCAAGCUCAAGCAGUGGACCGACAAGCAGCUUCCACACAAGGCACUGGAGGUUGCCUGGGAGACCCUGCAAGAGGAGUUUGCCCGCUUCAUGGCUGAAUACAAAGGCAAAGACCAGGACGACAUUUUUGACAAGCUGAAGGAGGCUGUGAAGGAUGAGAGCAUCAAGAGGCACAAAUGGAAUGAGAGGGCCAUGGACAGCCUGCGUGUAAUUCAGCAUAAUGCCCUAGAAGACCGUUCCAUUACAGACAAGCCCCAGUGGGAUGCAGCAAUCCAGUUCAUGGAGGAAACUCUGCAGACACGCCUCAAAGACACUGAGUCUGUAAUCAAAGACAUGGUGGGUCCAGACUGGAAGCAGAGGUGGCUGAACUGGCAGAAUCGCACACCAGAUCAGCAUAUUCGCAAUGAAACAAAAAACGAGCUGGACCGUUUGCUGAAGCUGCACGAUGACCACACUGCAUACUUGGCCAAUGAUGAGGUCACCACAGUUAGAAAGAACUUGGAGGGACGAGGGGUUGAAGUUGACCCCGUUCUGAUCAAGGACACGUGGCAUCAGCUGUAUCGACGACACUUCCUGCAAAAGGCACUGUCCCACUGUAACCUCUGCAAGAGAGGAUUUUACUAUUACCAGAGACACUUUGUUGACUCUGAAUUGGAGUGCAAUGAUGUGGUACUGUUCUGGAGGAUCCAGAGGAUGCUGGUCAUCACCGCCAACACACUCCGGCAGCAGCUCACCAACACUGAGGUGCGUCGGUUAGAGAAAAACGUGAAGGAGGUUUUGGAUGACUUUGGAGAGGAUAUGGAGAGGAAGACCCAGCUCAUCACCGGCCGCCGAGUUCAGCUGGCUGAAGAUCUCAAGAAAGUUCGUGAGAUCCAGGAGAAACUUGAAGCCUUCAUAGAAGCUCUUCACAAGGAGAAAUGAGACUACCAGAACCAGUCAAAGAAAUGUUCAAAUCACAGGAGAGAAAUGCACUGAGAAAGAGACAACUAUAUCCAUACAUGUUGUCAUCAUCUCCAUCUGGCCCCGCUCCACCACUCACCUGAAGCUGACCCCCACACCUUGGCUUCCUGCUUCCCACUGGACACUUCUUGGAAAAAUAAACCUGACAGUUUACAUUUGUUCUUUUUGCCUCACCUGAGUCCAGGAAGAACCGCUGCACAGGAGUCCCCCUCAGAAGGACGACGAGAAGCUUGCACAGUGUUAUCAGACAUCUGACCAAGAUCUUAGUUUAGUUCUUUUCCCCUGGUUGGUGGUGUUUGUGUAUAACAGAUUAUAUGAAGGUGUAUAUUGAGUUGUGUGUAGAGAAAAACAGCAGUGGUGCUGGUCUUAAUGGGCCCGACUGGUAAAAGCAAAAUACAUCUCUGUUUAAUGUUCAAAAGAAUCUGUAGUAGCACUUCAUAAGCACUUAUGUCAUCCCUCCAAGCUAUAGACAAGCAUUUACUGAGUAUAUAAACCUAAAUGAGUCAUUCACACACCUUCACCUUAAAUCUAUGGGGAGAAAGUGUCUAUGAUAAUAGAGGAUGAUGGAAACAAUGUUGUUUUGUUCAAAGUUCAUUUGACAAAUGCUAUGUUUGCUUGUCUGCCAAUUGCACACAUCUCUUUAACCCACCUUUAACUUGAUCCGUCAUUGUAUAAUUUCAUGCGCUGUUGGCUGUUCCCAUGUUUCAACGGACACACAAUAAUUUACUUCCUCAAAACAGAUUGCUCUUAAUAGAUUAAAAAUGUAAUUUAAAAGUACAUUUUGUCAUUGAGACGUCUUAUUUAGCAUCAAUUUUUUAACCAAUAAUCAGUUGAUAGGUUUUUUCCCUAACUUGAAUAAUAAUUAAGCUGUUUCAUUUGAUGUUGAUAGAGGUUUCAUUAUCUUCUAUUUGUUACUAAUUUGACUUGGUCUUUAACUGUCCUGUGUCCAGUUCUAGUCCAGUUAAACCGGAGUAGGUGUGGGUUUAUUCUCGGUUCAGUUAUUGAGAAGCAGGGAUGUGCCCUUUUUUACAUCAACGCCCCCAAACCAGGGGAACACGCAUCACACCACCGUCUUUGACCCUCUGUUGUUUAGACCAGGCUGAUUCUUUCCAUCAUCCUUCCAAACACCCUUCUUCUAGCUUGAAAACUCCUCCGCUGUUUGACGUCAGGGGUGACGCGCUCUGGUGCUUUAUUCAAAUGCGGAUCUGGGGACGCACUAAUGCGCCGCGCACUCUGUACAUUUACAUCAUGUUCAACACGCGUUCACAGCCUGAGCCACUUAUAACAAGACUGGUGAGUUGGUUCCGACACAUGUUCUAUGUUGUAGAAGGUAAUGUUUGCAUGGUGUCUCCCAUCAGGUGUGGUUUAUUUAUUACAUUGUGUUUAAAGGAAAAUAAAAUUGAGAAAUAAAAAGAUUUUUCAUGA